AUGCCCGUGCCAAUUCCUCACAAACACCACGAUGAAAUCAAUGAGACUGGCUACACAGUCAUACGCAACUUUCUCACAGAGAACGAGAUCAAAACAUACGUUGCAGCUACAGAAGCGGUUGUGGAGUAUGCCCGCGAAGGAAAAUGGCCACAUGUAAGAACGCGUGGUAAACAGUUCCCACCAUGGCCCAAGAACUUCAGUCCCGACAUUUGGGGAAUCUCGGGUUUACUCCACCCAGACUUGCCUCAAAACUUGUCGACACCAUUCCAUGACUUGUAUGCAAACGAUAAGAUGUUAGCUGUGGUCUCGGAUAUCUUACAAAUCGAUAAGCUGCAGAUAUCUAUGGAGUUGUUGAACAUGUUAAUCAAUCCACUUACGGAUUUCGAAUUGGAUUGGCAUAGGGACACAAUCAAGCCUGAAGUCACGCCUGAACAAGAGCAACAAGAACUACUCAAUGUUGAACCUUUUGCUGGAGCACAAUUUAACCUCGCACUUACUGAAGACUCUUGCUUAAUUGUUAUUCCCGGUUCACACAAGAGAUUGAGAACCGAGGAAGAAAGAGAGAAAACGGUUGACCCUAGUAGAAGAAAAGAACACAUUUCUGGGGAACUCGUUGUUGAUCUACACCCUGGUGAUAUAGUGUUCUACAACAACAAUAUCCUCCAUAGAGCCAAGUAUGACUCAACGCAAAAAAGAUUAACUGUUCAUGGGUCAUAUGGAAAUGUUGUACACGGCAAGAGUAGAGCAAAGGGUGUUUUGCAACACGGAGUUGCCGAAUGGUUACCUAGACUUGAACCAAAGAAUGAGCAAUUGGAGAUGCUUAAGCAAAAAUUGGUCGAUUUGGCUAAGGAGUUUGACGGUGUAGAAUUGGGGUACGCCCAAGAAGGGUAA
Molecule: messenger RNA, 891 nt
Organism: Lodderomyces elongisporus
Lineage: Eukaryota; Fungi; Ascomycota; Pichiomycetes; Serinales; Debaryomycetaceae
Exons: 1
Coding region: 1-891 (296 amino acids)
Source: RefSeq, a predicted model, not a curated record